Microsporum canis CBS 113480 is the source of this 1047-nucleotide messenger RNA. RefSeq lists its product as hypothetical. The record is from RefSeq and is a predicted model, not a curated record. The transcript is spliced from 3 exons. Gene Ontology annotation, biological process: vacuolar transport. Lineage: Eukaryota; Fungi; Ascomycota; Eurotiomycetes; Onygenales; Arthrodermataceae. The coding region runs from base 1 to 1047 and encodes 348 amino acids.
AUGCAUGUCAAUAAGCUCAAUUCGCUUCUUCAAGUACUACUCUUUUCUUCCGCUGCUUGGGGUGCGGCAGAGGAGAAACCAAAGGCGCCAGAGAAGCCCUGUACAAUACACUCGCCUAAUACGGGCUUGUACUUCGACCUCAAUGCGAUUUCGGUGCAGCUGGGUAAAAAGGAUGGGAAGAAGUCACAUGCGGACCUGAGAGAUGAAAGCUGGCAUGUGAAGGGACAUGACUAUGGGGCAAAUUUUACGAUAAAUAUCUGCGCUCCUGUGGUAGAAAACUUGACGGAUGUUGCUGGAGUCGACGAGAGUAGGUGGCAGAAUGUCAGCGCGUACUACGAAAUGGACAGAAAGACAUAUUCCAUCGGACAACAGUCAUCCUCUCUCUUAUUUCGUGGGCGCAAACUUGUAUUGAAUUACACCGAUGGCUCCCCAUGCCCUUCUCCAUCUGCCGGGAAUAAGCUGUUCAGACGCAAAAUUCUAGACGGCGACGACGAUGACGAAUCUGAUGACAAGGACAAAGAGAAAGAUGGGGAUAAACAGGGCGAUGACGAUAAAAAGGACAAUGGCAAAAAGGACGGGGACAAAAAGGAUGACCCAGAAGAUAGGGUCGAGAGAAGGAAGUCGACAAUAAUGUCUUUCCUCUGCGACCGAGACCUGGUUACACCAGCUGCCACUUUCUCAUUUGUUGGUAGCCUCGAUUCGUGUUCCUAUUUCUUUGAGGUUAGAACUGCAGCUGCCUGUGGAGGCGUUGCUUCAAGUACAGAUGGAGGCGUAGGGCCCGCCGGGAUAUUCGGAAUCAUUGCCGGCAUAGCUAUAGCUGCCUACCUUAUAGGUGGAUGCGCCUAUCAACGAACUGUCAUGCACCAAAGGGGUUGGAGGCAGUGUCCGAACUACGCAAUGUGGAGUGGUGCUGCUAGCUUCGUCGGGGUAUGUAUAACGUCUGCGUUCUCUUGCCUCCCCUUUUUGCGUAACCACCAAGGCGUGAGAUUUCAAAGUGCUGGUGGCCGGGGUUCAUCACUCUCACUUCCUACUUCCCGGCUUGAUUGA